Pongo pygmaeus (Bornean orangutan) is the source of this 3116-nucleotide messenger RNA. RefSeq names its product cytokine inducible SH2 containing protein (gene CISH). Lineage: Eukaryota; Metazoa; Chordata; Mammalia; Primates; Hominidae. The transcript is spliced from 3 exons. Bases 1179 to 2006 code for a protein of 275 amino acids. Gene Ontology annotation, cellular component: phosphatidylinositol 3-kinase complex. Gene Ontology annotation, biological process: intracellular signal transduction; phosphatidylinositol phosphate biosynthetic process. The record is from RefSeq and is a predicted model, not a curated record. Gene Ontology annotation, molecular function: 1-phosphatidylinositol-3-kinase regulator activity.
UCUCUGCCCCCUCCCAGCCACCAUGAGGGGCGCACGGGAGAACAGGGGCUUCGUGCUAGCUGCCGGGCAUUGGGAGGGCUUGACGGGCCAGAGGUGACUGAGCGCAGACGGACCUCAGGAGCGAGGCUCUGUGUGGGGCUGUGACACUCCCACGCCCCGCCCCCACACACUCACCUCAAUUCCCACUGUGGAUUGGGAAACCGGGGGCUGGCCGGCUAAAGGAGGAACUCACAGGGUGGGCUCAGCCUGGGUUCUCACUGGAGCAGAUGGAUGCUAACGGCAGGGCGUCCCCCAAGAUGUGGCCAACAAUCCCAGAUAUUCUUCUGGGCCCAGAGCACUCUACGUUAGCCUGCCUGCUGCCCUGCCUGCUAGUAACCUUGGACCAGCCCCUGGCCCCCUCUGUCCUGGUGUCCCCUCUCCUGCCCCAGGCUAGCAAGUAGGCUCUUCUUGGGAAGCCAGCCGGAGAUCCUUGCCUUUCCUCAGGCUGGCACCUGAUGGUCAGCAACUCUCGGGAGGCCCUGGGUUUGGCCUGGUCCUGCUUGGGGUACCCCCACAAUCGUCUCACAACCCUGUCUCAGCCCAGUCUGGGAUCCCAAUGUGAGAAGGACCUUGGCUCCUGCCUCUCAUCUUCAAAUUUCCCAGACUUGAGGUAGGGGACAGUGGAGAGGGGAUGCUGAUAAGACAGAAUCUUGACCUGAGCUGAGCAUUCCUGGCCAUCCACUCUGUCCUGAACCUCAGCAACCCCUUCAACCAAAGGGUCUGAUGCUGGCCUGGUGAUCUGACAGGAGCUCAGGAAGCUCCAAGGAGAGAGGAAGAAGGUAUAAAUGGGUGUUCUGCACUCAGGGAGGACUGGGUGGCUGUGCUUAUCACAACUGGCCUGGUGCCAAGUCAGGGAGGGUGGAAGGUGAGGCCAAGAAAGAGGACAUGGAGGUGCUGGGAAAACUACUUCUCCCUUGCUGUCUCCAGCAAAUUCCUUCCUCCUGUCUGCAUUCUGGGACUCCUGAAUACCUGCCCCUCUACUGCCUUCCACCCCAGGAGCCUCCCCCUGCAUUCUGGGGUCCCAUAGCCUCUUUCACUUUUUACCCUAGGUGAGCACCUCCUUGUAAGCUCAGGGCCACUGUUGGGUGUUGGGGAACAAAGUUUUUAACACACUGCUGUGCUCCAAAGCAGGCACACACAUGUACCUAGAACACACCAGCCACUGUCCCUACCAUGAUGAUGACACAGCCAUGGACACACCCCUGCCCAGACCUCGUCCUUUGCUGGCUGUGGAGCGGAGUGGGCAGCGGCCCCUGUGGGCCCCGUCCCUGGAACUGCCCGAGCCAGUCAUGCAGCCCUUGCCUGCUGGGGCCUUCCUCGAGGAGGUGGCAGAGGGUACCCCAGCCCAGACAGAGAGUGAGCCAAAGGUGCUGGACCCAGAGGAGGAUCUGCUGUGCAUAGCCAAGACCUUCUCCUACCUUCGGGAAUCUGGCUGGUAUUGGGGUUCCAUUACGGCCAGCGAGGCCCGGCAACACCUGCAGAAGAUGCCAGAAGGCACAUUCUUAGUACGUGACAGCACCCACCCCAGCUACCUGUUCACGCUGUCAGUGAAAACCACUCGUGGCCCCACCAAUGUGCGCAUUGAGUAUGCCGACUCCAGCUUCCGUCUGGACUCCAACUGCUUGUCCAGGCCACGCAUCCUGGCCUUUCCGGAUGUGGUCAGCCUUGUGCAGCACUAUGUGGCCUCCUGCACUGCUGAUACCCGAAGCGACAGCCCUGAUCCUGCUCCCACUCCGGCCCUGCCUAUGCCUAAGGAGGAUGCGCCUAGUGACCCAGCACUGCCUGCUCCUCCACUAGCCACUGCUGUACACCUAAAACUGGUGCAGCCCUUUGUACGCAGAAGCAGUGCCCGCAGCCUGCAACACCUGUGCCGCCUUGUCAUCAACCGUCUGGUGGCCGACGUGGACUGCCUGCCACUGCCCCGGCGCAUGGCCGACUACCUCCGGCAGUACCCCUUCCAGCUCUGACUGUGCGGGGCAAUCUGCCCAGCCUCACCCAGUCGCACCCUGGAGGGGACAUCAGCCCCAGCUGGACUUGGGCCCCCACUGUCCCUCCUCCAGGCAUCCUGAUGCCUGCAUACCUCUGGCAGCUGGCCCAGGAAGAGCCAGCAAGAGCAAGGCAUGGGAGAGGGGAGGUGUCACACAACUUGGAGGUAAAUGCCCCCAGGCCGCAUGUGGCUUCAUUAUACUGAGCCAUGUGUCAGAGGAUGGGGAGACAGGCAGGACCUUGUCUCACCUGUGGGCUGGGCCCAGACCUCCACUCGCUUGCCUGCCCUGGCCACCUGAACUGUAUGGGCACUCUCAGCCCUGGUUUUUCAAUCCCCAGGGUCGGGUAGGACCCCUACUGGCAGCCAGCCUCUGUUUCUGGGAGGAUGACAGGCAGAGGAACUGAGAUCGACAGUGACUAGUGACCCCUUGUUGAGGGGUAAGCCAGGCUAGGGGACUGCACAAUUAUACACUAUUUAUUUAUUUAUUCUCCUUGGGGUUGGUGUCAGGGGUGAGCCAACCCCACCUCUAUGCCCUGAGCCCUGGUAGUCCAGAGACCCCAACUCUGCCCUGGCUUCUCUGGUUCUUCCCUGUGGAGAGCCCAUCCUGUUGCUGGAACCAAGGCAAUCCUGGAUGUCCUGGUACUGACCCACCUGUCUGUGAAUGUGUCCACUCUCUUCUGCCCCCAGCCAUAUUUGGGGAGAAUGGACAACUACAAUAGAUAAGAAAAUGCAGCCGGAGCCUCAGUCCCCAGCAGAGCCUGUGUCUCACCCCCUCACAAGACAGAGCUGUAUCUGCAUAGAGCUGGUCUCACUGUGGCGCAGGCCCGGAGGGAGUGCCUGUGCUGUCAGAAAGAGGGGGUGCUGGUUUGAGGGCCGCCGAUGCAGUUCUGCUAGGUCUGCUUCCUGCCCAGGAAGGUGCCUGCACAUGAGAGGAAAGAAAUACACAUCUGAUAAGACUUCAUGAAAUAAUAAUUAUAACGAAGAACAGUUUGGUGGUCUUUUCUCUUCCACUGAUUUUUCUGUAAUGACAUUAUACCUUUAUUACCUCUUUAUUUUAUUACCUCUAUAAUAAAAUAAUACCUUUCAUGUA